Molecule: messenger RNA, 1769 nt
Organism: Cutaneotrichosporon oleaginosum
Lineage: Eukaryota; Fungi; Basidiomycota; Tremellomycetes; Trichosporonales; Trichosporonaceae
Biological process (GO): transmembrane transport
Cellular component (GO): plasma membrane
Molecular function (GO): transmembrane transporter activity
Source: RefSeq, a predicted model, not a curated record
CGGCCAGACAUGAACAUGCGUCGCCCAUCCAUCUCUUGUCAACGCCCUCGUCCGUUUCCCCCGUGAUGACAGAACCAAGCGAGGCUACGCCGCGAGAUCCACCACUCCCGACGUCGUUCCAAAGCCUCGAACUGCGAUUCUCACCUUCGCGGCCACUCGCGCGCAUCCUCUCCGGCGCGCCCCACGCACACCCCCACACCUUCCCGGGCGCGGGCACGCCCGCCGACCCCUUUCUCGUUGACUGGGCGCCGGGCGAGCGCGCGAACCCGUACAACUGGCCACGGCCGUACCGCUGGGCCAUCACGUCCGUGAUCGGCAUCUCGACGCUAUGUAUCGCUUUCGCGAGCUCGGCAUACUCGACCGCCGUGCGCGGCAUUGUAGCCGAGUUCGGCGCUGACCACGAGCUCGUCGUAUCCGGCCUAUCAUUCUAUGUCAUAGGCUUCGGCCUCGGCCCGCUCGUUUGGGCCCCUCUCUCAGAACUGUACGGCCGCAACAUCGCCUUCUACUUCUCCUAUCCCGUGUUCGUGCUCUUCAACCUCGUCGGCGCGCUCAGCCCCAACAUCGCGACGGUGCUCGCGUCGCGCCUCGUGGCGGGGACGUUUGGCGCGAGCCCCAUCACCAACGCCGGCGGGCAAAUCAGCGACAUGUUUCCAGCCCACGAGCGAGCGCUCGCCACGAGCUUCUUCAGCCUCGCGCCCUUUCUCGGCCCCGUCAUCGGGCCCAUCGUCGGCGGAUUCGUCGCAGAAUACCGCUCUUGGCGAUGGGUGUUUUGGGUCCAAUUCUUCUUCGGGCUCACCAUGUGUCUCCUCUCCCUCAUCCUCGUGCCCGAGACAUACGCGCCGACACUACUACGCCGCAAAGCGCGGCGGCUGCAGCGCGCCUCGGAAGACGCGGGCAUCCCAGCGGUCUACAUCGCGAAAUACGACCGCAUCAAAAAGUCCCCUGCGCAGGUCCUCCGCACAAACCUCGUACGCCCGUUCCAGCUGCUCUUCCGCGAGCUCAUCGCGGCCUGCCUGGCGAUCUACGGCGCGGUGAUCUACGGCACGCUGUACCUGUUCUUCGAGGCGUUCCCGAUCGUCUUCGGCGCGCGCGGCUGGAGCCUGUCCAUGGUCGGCCUCUCGUUCCUUGGCAUGGGUGUAGGCCUGCUGCUCGGCAACGCGUCCACGCCCCUCUUCGACCGGCGGUACGCGCGCGCGGCGGCGCGCGCCGCGGCACAGGGGCGCGAGACGCCCCCCGAAGCCCGCCUCCCCGGGUGCGCGGUCGGCGCCACCGCCCUCCCGAUCGGCCUCUUCGUCUUCGCGUGGACGUGCACACCAAACGUGCACUGGAUCGUGCCGAUCAUUGCCUCCGUCCCCUUCGGCCUCGGCUUCCAGCUCAUCUUUACCGGCAUGCAGCUCUUCCUCAUCGACGCGUACCAGCUGUACGCGGCCAGCGCGCUCGCGAGCAGCGCCGUGCUCCGCGCCCUCGCCGGCGCCGUGUUCCCGCUCUUCACGGAGAAGAUGUAUACCCGCCUCGGCGUGAACUGGGCCGGCACCCUCGUCGCGUUUCUCUCGCUUGCGUGCGCGCCCAUGCCCUUCCUCUUCUUUCGGUAUGGCGCGUAUCUCCGCCGACACUCGAAGUAUGCGCCCUCUGGACCCCAGGAUGGGUCGGGGAGCGAGUGUGCCGACAAAGCGCCCCAGCCGGCCGAGGACGAGGCGCUCGAGCCCGAGUAUGCGCCGGACGCAGGGGAAAAAGCGGGUUUGGAUGAGCUGUGCCUAAUUGGCCCAUAA